AUGGUUUUACUAUCUAGACCUGGAGUCUGUGCCUCGACAAAAUAUACAACUCCAAAUAGGUCGUUAGUAGUCAGUAACGGAAACGUGUCAAAGAUAAAUGAACAGAUAAAAAUAUUGGAGACUACUGGAGAUUUGGAAUUGUGUAUGUCUUUGACGUCGAACAAUUUUCGACCGAUGACUGUAAAGAUUGGCAUAGAGAAUGAUCCAAUUGUGGAAGAUUGCGACUCAGAAAUGACCCAGCCGACUCUCAAAGGUCUUAUUAAACAGGUACUUGCGGUGCACAACAGUUUUACGACUUAUUAUUGA
Macrosiphum euphorbiae (potato aphid) is the source of this 306-nucleotide messenger RNA. The record is from the annotation of a GenBank genome assembly. NCBI's taxonomy places the organism in Eukaryota, Metazoa, Arthropoda, Insecta, Hemiptera, Aphididae.